AAAUCGAUUGCAUAACUAUGAGUGCUCGUUUCACAGGGGAGAUGACAUAAGCGAGACCUUCUCCUAGAAGGCGGCGUUGCGUUGUCGAUCGGUCAGAGGAUCUCCAAAAUGGCAACCAGCGUCAAAUCGAUCGAUGCUGAUUUGGCACGACGAAUUCCAGGCAUGGGCUGAUUGAUAUUAUCCAACUCUCUGUGAUGUUUCUCCUUCGUUAUGUCUGCCCGUCUCCUUCACCCAGAUGAGUAUGAGCUAGAAACUCGCUCUUCAGCGGACUCUCAGGAGAGCUUCAAUCUCGAUGACGCCGAUUUCGAAUCGCAGGUGCCUCCGCGACCCAGACGGAUGCUGAGAAAGGUUCCUUUCCUAUUGAGACUGUUCUCUUCGACCUAUUCUGGCUAUCGUAGCCUGAAGCCUUCGCGACCGUUCCUAUCGGCCUCAACACGCCGUGGUUGCUACCGCCGCCUGCUGUUUCGCCGCUGGUGCCUUCGCCUCCAUGCCGCCGCAGGUAUCAUUCUUGCGCUUAUCGUCCUAACGUCAAUCUUCCGACCUUCGUAUACUCGGCUGCCGCCACAUUAUUCGUCUCUUUGGGAUGCAGUGUCGCAAUCGACUGAACCCGGCCGUGGAAAUCCCCGCAACGAGAAAGUCUUCAUCGCUGCAAGCUUGUACGACCGCGAUGGCGACCUGGCGCAGGGACACUGGGGAGAUAGUGUGCUACGGCUAAUUGACCUGCUUGGGCCAAGCAAUGUCUUCUUGAGUAUCUAUGAGAAUGACAGCGGCGCGGACGGGGAGCGGGCGCUUCGCGGCCUGGAGACACAGGUCACAUGCAAGAAAUCCAUCGUAUUCGAAGAGCAUCUCGAUUUAGACUCUCUUGCAAAAAUCGUGGCGCCCGAUGGGUCAAGGCGAACGAAACGGAUCGAAUACUUGGCUGAAAUUCGAAAUCGAGCCCUACGGCCUUUGAGCGAUCAGCAUGAUGUGCAAUACGACAGGCUCUUGUACUUGAAUGAUAUUGCCUUCAACCCGGUCGACGCACUUCACCUCUUGUUCUCUACAAAUGUAGCGGACGAUGGCGUUUCUCACUAUCGCGCAGCCUGUGCUAUCGAUUUCAUCAAUCCUUUCAAGUUCUAUGACACUUACGCGACGCGGGACUUGCAGGGUUACAGCAUGGGGCUUCCUAUCUUCCCUUGGUUCUCAACUGCGGGAGAAGGUCAAAGUCGACAGGAUGUGCUAUCAGGAAAAGAUGCCGUGCGGGUUCGCAGUUGCUGGUCAGGCAUGGUGGCUUUUGACGCUCGGUUCUUCCAGCAAUCUCCGGAAAGCCAAAGCUACAAGGGCGUUGAAACACCAGUUCAGUUUCGUGCUUCACAUGAAUUGUUCUGGGAAGCGUCUGAGUGCUGCCUCAUCCAUGCUGACAUUCAGGAACCUCUGGCGAAUGGGGGAGAUAGCGGCAUCUAUAUAAACCCAUAUGUCCGUGUCGCAUAUGAUUCCCAUACUCUGUCUUGGCUUGGGACGACUCGACGAUUUGAGAGACUGUAUGCCUUGAUUCAAAAUCUGAUCAGUCGCCUUGCUGGACUACCAUGGUUCAAUCCUCGCCGAGAUGAGAUUCCGGGACAAAAUGUACAACAGACAGUCUGGGUUCCAGAUGAAAAAGAAGAUGGCAGUGGCUCGUUCCAGAUAGUUGAUAGGGUUGCAGGGAAGGACGGCUUCUGUGGACGCCCGGGGCUGCAGGUAAUUGUUGAGCAUCGCGAAGAGGGACAAAAGGGGUGGGAAACCAUCCCAAUGCCGUCUUGAGGUUGUCUUUGCUGAAAGUUGGCACGUAUCAUUUUGCUGUCGUGAAUCUCCACCGCCUGGUAAUGCGUUUGUUUGCACUGAGGGUCAUGACAGCCUCGUCUCCCCCGCCUUUCCAUUAGCCCAAGAGAUAUAUGUAACGCGCGCAGCAAAGUCUCAACUACAAACGCUUUGAAGAACUCCGGUGAAUUACCCCAAGAAUCUCCCGUGGUUCAAUCCGUAGCUUUCACUUGGGGAGAUUACUCAUUUCAGCUUCGCUUUUAUAGAUACACCGAGCCGUUGGAUGUUAUGGUGAUCAUUCAUGCCUUCUC
Molecule: messenger RNA, 2087 nt
Organism: Aspergillus brunneoviolaceus CBS 621.78
Lineage: Eukaryota; Fungi; Ascomycota; Eurotiomycetes; Eurotiales; Aspergillaceae
Product: glycosyltransferase family 69 protein
Exons: 1
Coding region: 211-1779 (522 amino acids)
Source: RefSeq, a predicted model, not a curated record